Molecule: messenger RNA, 4092 nt
Organism: Eublepharis macularius
Lineage: Eukaryota; Metazoa; Chordata; Lepidosauria; Squamata; Eublepharidae
Gene: WIPF3
Product: WAS/WASL interacting protein family member 3
Molecular function (GO): actin binding
Source: RefSeq, a predicted model, not a curated record
CCCCCUCCUCCUCCCCCUCCUCCUCUUCCAUCACCUUCUGCUAGAAGUGGACCACCACCGCCCCCUCCUCUUCCAUCACCUUCUGCUGGAGGUGGACCACCACCGCCCCCUCCUCCUCUUCCAUCACCUUCUGCUGGAGGUGGACCACCACCGCCCCCUCCUCCUCUUCCAUCACCUUCUUCUGGAGGUGGUCUACCACAGUCAUUACCAUCAUCAUUUGCUCUGGCAAGCCCUGAGCCACCCAAGCCAAAAAAUGAGGAUUCCAAAAGUCGGAGCGCUUUGUUAGCUCAGAUCCAGAGAGGCACUCGCUUAAGAAAGGUAGUGCAGACCAAUGACCGAAGUGCACCUCAGAUUGAAAACUCUAGAAGAAGGCCCAGCAGAGAAGGAGCAGGGCUAGGACUGGGCAGAAGUGAUGUUCCUCAGGCAUUAGGAAACCUUUUUGCUGAUGGUUUUCCUGUUCUAAGACCAGUGGGCCAAAGAGAUUUGACAGGGCAUAGGACUGGACAGGCUCAGGGAGUGAAAACAUCUCCUCCUCCAAAGUCUCCAGGUUCAUUGAACAGUAAUGGGAAAGCCAGCAGCAACCUUCAAACAGCACCUGAGAGCCCAAAGUCAGCAGAUCAGUUGGAAAUAUCCGGGGCCCAACGAGUGAUGCCACCCCGUCCCACUGUCCCAGCUCCUCCUCCCCCACCACCAUUACCUCCACUUCCCUCCAGCAAACCUUCACUUAUCUUCCCCCCUCCCCCUCUUCUCCCCCCUCCCACUGUGGGUAGUCCUGACAAACCAACCUCCCCAAACACUGCUCCUCCUCCUCCUCCACAAAGUGACAAGCCACUUAAAAUGCAAGCAUCCCCUUCACGGGUCCUCUCUCCUCCCUUGCCUCUUGUGCCGCCUUGUGGUCUUCUGGGGAGAACAAGUGAGUCUCCCAGCCCUUCUUCCUCUCAGCUGGAUCUAAGAAUUAACCCCCCACCCAUGCCACCGCCACCACCUCCUCCAGCGCUGCCUCCUUCUACUUUUUCCUCACGCAGGACAUCUUUGCCAUCGCCACCUUCACCAACCUCUAGCAACACCUCAAACAACAGCCAGGAUGCUCUUCCUCCACUACCCCCCAAGUCCCUGGCAGUGCAGUCCCAGUUACAGAAGCCCACCAUUCAAUCCUUGCCUCUCCCCCCUACUCCUCCUGGCCCACAACAAGCUGUUGUAAUACAGAAGAGACGGCAAGGCAGAGGCGGAGGAAAGCUGAUGACACCACCAGUACCUCCUGCAAGGUCUCCAACGACUGAACUCUCAAGCAAAUGCCAGUAUGCCCAAAUCUCAACAGUUACCCAUGAUCUUUCCCCAGCGUUUAGGAAUGGGACUGUGCACAUAAGUGAUGAUUUUGAGGCUAAGUUUACUUUCCAUCCGGUGGAAGAAUUCCCUCCUCCAGAUGAGUUUAAGCCAUUUCAGAAAAUCUAUCCUAGCCAAGAAGCUAAAGAUAACACCAAUAACCCGCCCUUAAGAACACAAGUGAGAUGAGAAGACCCCCCGUGUCACUGACUCAGCACAGCAAGAAGGAUCAACAGCAAUAUUAUAAAACAUUAGAGCUUGUUUUGAUAAUCUUGAUGAUACACGCAAGCCACACUAGUGCUGCAUGAAGGACCCACAUGUGGUACUCAGCAGUUGGAAAAUGCUGGAUGAUGAUAUCCAGAUGGAAUGGUGAUGCACAAACUAUGUGCAAGGGUUCGAAACAUAGUACUGUGUCUUUCUGUUGCUUUAGAAUUGGCCUGUUUAGUGUCAAUGGAACGCUUAAUUUUUGUAGUUUAAGAGACCAACUCUAUAUGGCACAGUUCCUUCUGGCAUAUCAUUUAUAGUGUGCCGAAUGAAAUUAAGUUUGCCAUAGAUAACAAUAGCUAAAGUUCCUGCUUAUAUCAUCCACUUCUAACGCUGGAUGUGUUCAACAAGAAAUGCACUAUAUUUCCAAAGUGAACGUGUUGUAUUUCCACCUAUAUAAGUUUUGGUGUUGUGGGGGGAAUAUCUCUUAAGAAUUUUACAGUCCAAAUCCAGAUUUCUUAAGAGGCUUUGCCACUGUUAAGGAAAUUCUAUAUAUUAUUCAGUUUUUUAAAACUUUUGUGGUCACUGGAUACCAACAAAGUUCUAUAAUUUAUAGAGGUGCACAGAUGCACUCUUUAUUGGAAUAAGAGCUGCCAUCCAAGCUGUAUUGGUUGGCCACAUUUAACUGGAAAUUGAUACCUUCUAGAAGACCUGAAGGCUCCCAUUUAUACUCUCCCAGUCUUUCUGCCUUUCAUUUUGAAGUUCCUUUCAGAGCUUCAGACACAGAUGCAGAAUUGUAGAAAUCUAAUGCUCGCUUUCUUCCCUAAGCUAAGCAGUUGGGUCAUUAACCUACACAGUAUAUUCUGCGGUGACUAUAAAAUGAGAUAAACUUCAAACAUGUCACUCCUCAGCAAUCCCUUUGUCCCAAACUGGAAUUUACAAGGCAGAAGUUUCCAAACAUCUGUAUUUUUUAAACGAAAGCUUGGGAAACUGGCAUUUUGUCUGCAUCCAUCUUGGUUGUUCCACUCAUGCUGCUUAGAUACCAGUCUCUUCCCCUGCCCUGUAGAUAGAAAAGGAGCAAGGGGAAGUAUUUAGGGAGAAAUUGGCCAGACAAGAAAGGGUUUAAACACUUUCUCCUUGUGCCUGGAGUGAUGAUCAUCCAGUAGAGAAGGAUGACACAGAAUCACCAGAGUGGGAAAAUCAGGCCAGAACUUAAUUGAUUAUAGAUUUGUCAGGUCAGCAUGACUGACCUGACAAAUCAGGUGAAGCCCUGCCACGACACACGAGUUAGGGAUAAGCAGGUAAAGAGAACCAGUUAUAAGGUGAGAAGCAGCAGAUGCUGUUAUUCAUGCCCGUCACCAGCCUCUUGGCAGUGUGGCCACCAUGCUAUUUGCCCCUAAAUCCCUUAAGCGGACCCCUCUCCCUUUUGGAUUAUAUAGGGAGCCCACCCCUGCAUACCUGGGUCUGUACUAUUUUCUGACUCUGCUGCCAGACCAAAGGAAUCUGCAACAUCUGCACCAGUCUGUCUCUAGACAGACUGCCCCACUUACAGGAAACGCCUCAGUGCUCAAUUAUUCCCCUCCCUUGAUGGACAAAGGCUCAUGCCUUGAACACAUACGAAGCUGCCUUUUACUGAAUCAGACCAUUAGUCCAUCAAAGUCAGUAUUGUUUACUUUAGCAACAGCUCUCCGGAAAUAUUUAUAUCACCUCCUACCUGGUCCUUUUAACUGGAAAUGCCAGGGAUUGUAUGCAGAGGCUCUUCCACUGAGCCACAGCUCUUCCCUGCCUCACUGACCUUCCUUCAUCAUCAAUACUUUUGGGGUUUGACAUACCGUCAGUCCUAUCUAUGUACCAGCUCAGACCAGAUGAGCUGAACACUCAGAAACGUCUGCAGGCAUGUCUCCAGGUCAGCCCACACCACAGGGUUAGGCCAGUCCAUUAUAUGUUGUUCUUGUACAACUGAAUGAUAGCAUCUGGGUGGCUGUGGUAUACAAAACACUUGGUAAGGGCUGGUACACAGAUACCCAGUGGCCCUGGCACUGGGUAAGCUCCAAGCAGCUCCCAAAGUGCUCAUGCCAUUCUGUGUCCCAAAUUCUGAGGGCUGAAGGCAUGGUAGUCAGUGCAGCAUGAAACCCUGUGAAGACUGGAGUCUAGUAAGGGAUUCUGGUCCUGCAUUCACCACCUAGGCAAACAGCAAAAAGACUUGGUUACCUGAACUAUACUCCCUUGCCCCAGCUGAUCUCUUUUAGAUCUCUGGAUUUAGGGGACCAGACCAUUAUCAAUGAACUGCACAUCAUCAUGGGAAAGAGCCUGCCCAGAAAUUUCUGAGUAAGAGGUGGCCACCAACUUACUAGCCUUGAGUGCCCCAAAGCCAGGCAAACAGCAGAUUGAAAAGCUUUGCUUUGCACUUAGAAUGGCAUUCUCUAACCAGAGUGGACUGGAGAUGACAUGAAAGUGCAUAGGGCAAGGGGCACCUGUGGUCAGGUCUGCUGGGCACACUGUGACGCCAGUCCUCAAGGCCAUGUAAGAUUCUUUAAGAAACACAUUGGGCUUUAAAGCCAUUGG